Monopterus albus (swamp eel) is the source of this 1214-nucleotide messenger RNA. RefSeq names its product DAN domain family, member 5 (gene dand5). The transcript is spliced from 2 exons. Gene Ontology annotation, biological process: determination of heart left/right asymmetry. The coding region runs from base 1 to 783 and encodes 260 amino acids. The record is from RefSeq and is a predicted model, not a curated record. NCBI's taxonomy places the organism in Eukaryota, Metazoa, Chordata, Actinopteri, Synbranchiformes, Synbranchidae.
AUGGCUUUGCUCAUCAGCCUUGUGUUUUUGUCAAGUUGGACAACUGUAGCUUUUACAUUCCCUCACAAAGCUUUUGGCAGCGUCUUGAAAGGCUCGAGGGUCGAGUAUGAAUCAUCUGGCAGUGGACCAGAUGAACCUGUCCGCGGAAUAGUUAAGGUUGUACAGCUGGACCCACGUGCCCUGGACCAGUCAACGUUCUUCAGAAGGGGCAUGACCCCAAGAAGAUCCCCUUCCCUCAGCUCCAGAUCAUCCUUCCCUGCCUUUCUGUCUCAGGGACGCCCCGGUCCAGCCCUGGGCCCCAGGGCCCAUGUGAGUCCACUUCAGCACCUGCACCCUAAAAGCCCCAGUGAGCCUGAACUAAAGAAGAGACAAGGCCUGCAGAUGUGGCAGAGAGUUAUAGAUAAAGGAGACAAGAUGAACACGUUGCUGCCAGUCAACCUGAAGGACACCAAACAGACAUGCACUGCAGUACCUUUCAUUCAGCGUGUGACAGCAGAUGGAUGCCGUACAGUGACAGUGCACAACAGGCUGUGUUUUGGGCAGUGCAGCUCCCUGUUUGUCCCAUCUGAAGCGGAGUUUGCCGGGCUUGGUACUGCAACAGGGGCCCUUCACCGCCGGACCCCCUGCUCACGCUGCGCCCCAUCCAAAGCUCACACUGUCACUGUGCCUCUGCACUGCGGAGCUGAGAUGCGGGAGAGGCAAGUAAUGGUGGUAGAGGAGUGCAAGUGUGAGACAGGCCGUGAGGAAAGGAGUGCUGAGGCUGCAGCCUCUGCAGUCCUGUAACUGUUAUACAACAAUAACAAAAAUACAUUAAAGAAAUGGGGGAAGGUUACAUUUUUCAUUUGAAACUGAGGAUAGAAUAAUUCUCUUUACUUUGUAUAUAUUCUGAUAAUUAUUUUGCCCUUUGUAAUAUGAAGUUGACUGCGUAUCUGUAUUUGUGCACGAGUCUGAAUGAGAUAUUCAGAGUGAAAUAUUCCACCACUGAUUGUUGACACAAUGACCAAUAUUCUGGUCAUGCAAUUUUCUGUUGCCGUCCAUGUUCAAAACUCUGUUUAGAUGAAUCGAAACUGAAAUAUUGUGAUCUGUAUAUUGUCCUUAAAAUGUCCUAUUUGUCCACAUUCCUUUUGCUUCACAUCGCUAAUUGGUUUUCUGCCAACAUUGUUAAAUUUACAAGUGCAAUUUCGUUUGCAUGCAAAGCUCAAAUAAAAACAUGA